AAUCCAAACAUUAUUCUUUUUCUUUCACGUUUUGCCAUUAGCCAUGAAUCAACAACGCUACAAUCCAAACAAUAUUUUUUUACCCGCAUUUUAACAUUCCUCACGUUCUGAUAACGCUAAAAUUUUAAUGAAGCUAGUUAGGACUCAACCCAAACAAGCCCUAACCUCAGAUGGCUCCGCCGCGCGCCUUUCCGGUAUCCACCUGGCAAGCGAGCUACUGCUUCUACCCUGCCCAAAAAGUAGCCGUUGCCUUUUCCCCAACCCCUCCUCCCAGAUCCUCGCAAUGCCUCGCCUUCCCCAUUUCAAACCCAACCGCGUCGCGGAGCGAGCGCGCACGAAAGGAGAGCAGCCGAAAAGGUGCCCGCUUCAACCAGCGAUCGGAAGGAAGCAGCCGAAAAGAUCUAGGGAUCGGAGGCGAGGCCGAAAUAGGGCACGGAUGGUGGAGGCCGGCGCGAGCUUCAUGGUACAUGGAAUCGAUCUCCCCGCGUGCGCGAUCGGGUUGCCGUUUCGGUUUCGUUUGUUGAUCUCGUGCGGGGUGUGUUUGUGGGUGCAGGAUAAGAUCGAGGCGGCGGUGGACGACGACGGCGGCGUCGCAGGCGGGGGUGUGGAGGGCGGGGACGAGGAGGAGGAGGAGGAGGAGAUGGAGCCCGUGGAGCCCCUGCCGGAGCCCCUCGACGACGGCGGCCCCGUCGGGUGGCCCAUGCCGGAGUUCUGCCCUCUCACGAUCGAUGGAGCGCUAAAGGAGUCGUUCCUGGAGACCCUUAGGAAGGACGCGGCGGAGACGGAGCGGCCGCCAGGGGAGGAACCAGAGGCGGAGUUGCAGAGCCCGGGCUCGCGGCCAUCGAGCAGCAAGCGCCCCCGCGCCGGCACCGCCUCUCCAUCGUCCGGGAGACCCUGCCGCAACAUCCUGCAGGUGUUCCAGCAGUGCAGGCAGGACGUGGUCGGGAAGACCGAGACGAAGAAUUUUUAGGAAUUACUAAGGAGAGCAAAGCAAAAUACAGGCCGCGAUGUCACGGCCUUUUACUACUACUACUAUUCGAGGUUAAUCUGUUUAGAAACAGUUUUACAUAUUGUUCUUGGAGAGGAGUUUUAUUCUUGUGUAAAGAUGGGAUACAAAGUUACAGACCAUAAGUUUCAG
This is a messenger RNA of Phragmites australis (common reed), 1138 nucleotides long. RefSeq lists its product as uncharacterized. The record is from RefSeq and is a predicted model, not a curated record. NCBI's taxonomy places the organism in Eukaryota, Viridiplantae, Streptophyta, Magnoliopsida, Poales, Poaceae. The transcript is spliced from 2 exons. The coding region runs from base 128 to 970 and encodes 280 amino acids.